Vespula pensylvanica (western yellowjacket) is the source of this 2153-nucleotide messenger RNA. It is a transcript of the gene AspRS-m, whose product is annotated as aspartate--tRNA ligase, mitochondrial. Gene Ontology annotation, biological process: aspartyl-tRNA aminoacylation. The record is from RefSeq and is a predicted model, not a curated record. The transcript has 10 exons. Gene Ontology annotation, molecular function: aspartate-tRNA ligase activity; nucleic acid binding; ATP binding. Bases 141 to 2099 code for a protein of 652 amino acids. Lineage: Eukaryota; Metazoa; Arthropoda; Insecta; Hymenoptera; Vespidae. Gene Ontology annotation, cellular component: mitochondrion; cytoplasm.
AUAAAUUUAUUUCAUUACUGUUGUUAAAAUUGAAAUUUAAUAAACUUGAUAAUUGAAUGUAUAGUUAUUGAUUAAUGUAUAUGCGUUAAGAACAAAAAAAGAUAAAUUUGCAAAAAGAUAGAUUUCUAUUUGAUUUUAAUAUGUUUGCCGGUGAGAGGUUAAUGUAUCAGUUAAGUUCACGUAUUGUGUCAAGACAUCUUUUUCCUGUAUUAAAUGUACUUGAUAGUGCAUGUUCUGUUUCAAUGAAAUGCUCUGCACCAGCUUUUGUAAAAUGUUAUCAUGAUUUAGCUAUUCAACAAGUAUCUGCUCUGGACCGAUCAAAUUUACCAGUUAAUAAGUAUUGUUUGAGAUCACAUACUUGUGGUGAAUUAACAAGCAAAAAUGUUGGAAUUACGGUACAGCUUAGUGGUUGGAUAGAAUAUCAAAGAAUGAAUAAAUUUAUAACUUUAAGGGAUGCAUAUGGUUCUACGCAACUUGUAGUAUCUGAUGAUAGAAAAGAUUUAAUAGAGAUUAUAAAAGAUCUACCAUAUGAAAGUGUCAUACGUGUUAUUGGUAUGGUAAAUAUAAGACCUGAAGGACAGGUAAACAAAAAUAUGAAAACUGGUGAUAUAGAAGUACAAGUUGAUUCUAUAGAAGUUUUAAAUAAAGCAUCAGAACAUCUUCCAUUUUCUAUUAGACAAUAUAAUAAGGCAAAGGAAAUAACACAAAUGAAAUACAGAUAUCUUGCUUUAAGGUAUCCUGAAGUACAAAAAAAUUUAAGAACACGUUCUAAACUUUUAGCAAAGAUGAGAGAAUAUUUAAUCAAUGAAUGUGACUUUGUAGAUGUAGAAACACCAACACUUUUUAAAAGUACACCCGGGGGUGCGCAAGAAUUUGUAGUUCCAACAAGACAUGCAGGAAAAUUUUAUUCCCUUGUACAAAGUCCACAACAAUUCAAACAAUUAUUGAUGGUAGGUGGAAUUGAUAGGUAUUUUCAAAUUGCUCGAUGUUAUAGAGAUGAAAGUGCAAGACAUGAUAGACAACCUGAGUUCACACAGUUAGAUAUUGAAAUGUCAUUUGCUGAUCAAAAUGGUAUAAUGGAAUUAAUUGAAAAUCUACUAAGGUAUAGUUGGCCAGAAACUAUAACUACACCUUUUAAACGCAUGAUUUAUGAUGAUGCAAUGAGGUUGUAUGGUACAGAUCAACCAGAUUUGAGAAUACCUUAUGAAAUUCAAUAUCUUAAAAAAAUUAUUAAUAUGACUGUUUUGGAGGAAAAUAUUAAGUUAACAAAUAACAAAGAUUGCGAAAUCUGUGCUUUGGUUUUUCCCGAUAAACAUGAAUACUUAACACGUUCUGUUAGGGAAGAAUUUAACAAUAUAAAAAACAAAUAUUUUUCAGCUACCAAAUUGUUUCAAAUAAAAAUUUCUGAUAAUUCUUGGAAAUUACAAUUGGACAAAUUAUUUUCUGCAAAUAUAGCAGAAGAUAUAAUACAAAUGUUGAACUUGAAUAUUGGAGACAUUCUAUUUUUAACCAUUGGUCCUAAGCUUGAUUCUCAAAAACUUUUAGGAAAAUUACGAAUUGAAUUUACAAACGUAUUGGAAAAUAAUAAUUUAAAAAUACGUUCGUCUGGCUAUAACUUUUUAUGGCUUAUAGAUUUUCCAUUAUUUGAAGUAAAUGAAUCACAGUUGUUAGAAAGUAUGCAUCAUCCAUUUACACAACCUCAUCCAGAAGAUAUGAAAUAUCUUGUAACAAAACCUGAAAAGGUACGAGGUUUACAUUAUGAUUUAAUUUUAAAUGGUUCAGAAAUAGGAGGAGGAUCAGUAAGAAUUCACGAUACGAAUCUUCAAAAACAAAUAUUGAAAAUGUUAGAUAUAAAUGAAGAACAACUUUCACAUAUGCUCGAAGCAUUAUCUAGUGGUGCACCACCUCAUAGCGGAAUAGCACUGGGUCUGGAUCGUCUUGUCUGUAUACUCUGUAAUACGGAAAGUAUCAGAAAUGUUAUAGCAUUUCCAAAAACAAUAGAAGGACGAGAUUUAAUGUCUGGAGCUCCUAUUCCAAUUUCUACUAAAAUAAAAGAAUUGUAUCAUAUAAAAACAGUAAAUGAACAAAGUAAUGUUUAAAAUAAAUAUUGUUAAUUCUAUAUUUAAUAAAUUUAUUAUAUUUUGGCAAAACUA